Molecule: messenger RNA, 642 nt
Organism: Plectropomus leopardus (leopard coralgrouper)
Lineage: Eukaryota; Metazoa; Chordata; Actinopteri; Perciformes; Serranidae
Source: RefSeq, a predicted model, not a curated record
GUCUUCUCCCUGGACAAAGUGGAUGCCUUUCAGGACUUCUACAGCCCCUUCAAGGCUGAUGUGAAGAACAACAUGUUGGAGCGCUGUGCUGAGCAGAUCGCCACCCUGUGUGCCACACUCAAAGAGUAUCCUGGAGUCCGAUACAGAGGGGAGUACAAAGACUGUGCAGUUCUGGCUCAGAUGCUUCAGGAGAAGCUGGAUGGUUACAAGGCUGAUGACCCCACCAUGGGAGAGGGUCCAGACAAGUCUCGCACUCAGCUGCUCAUUCUGGAUCGCGGCUUUGAUCCUGUGUCUCCCAUCCUGCAUGAGCUCACGCUGCAGGCCAUGGCCUACGAUCUGCUGGGCAUCGAGAACGACGUCUACAAGUUUGAGACCAGUGGCAUGGGAGAGACGAGGAUGAAGGAGGUGUUGCUGGAUGAGGACGAUGACCUGUGGCUGACUCUGAGACACAAACACAUCGCAGAAGUGUCGACGGCUGUGACUCGUUCUCUCAAAGAGUUCUCUGCCAGCAAAAAGAUGAACACUGGAGAAAAGGUAGAGGACACACUGUAUCACUGUGCUCCUGUUUCAGGAUCUGUUACUGAGUCUCAGUUCCUGACUGUCCUUCACACUGAGGCAGAGGAACAACACGCAGUGCUCUAG